AUGGGUGACAAUUUGGGAUGCUUUCGAAUUUCCAUUGUUGCCUACGGAAACACCUACAAAAAUUCGCAUCAUGCGUCCACUGUCGACUUGCUGAUCCAGGGUGAGUUCGGUUGGGACCCCGAGGAAUUCCAUUAUGCACUUCAGCAAUGGGCAGGGCCAUGGAGCUCCAACUGGUACAAGUACCUGCUCACCGUGCCAUUCAUUCCAGUGAUCCAUUUCUUUGGCCUGAAUGACACUGGCUCUCUCUUUGCCCUGGAGUGGUGGAUGCACUUCCCCGAUGAGGGCGCGGGCGGCAAGUGCAACAAGGAGUUCUGGACCAAGUGGGUUCCGCGCCGUCUGAAACACAAUGCCUUCGUCCUCUCUCUGUGGGCCUGCGUGUGGCUGCUCGGUACCUACCCACUGGGACGCCCCCUCAGCGAGGGUUGGCGAUUCAUGUUUACCGUUUCAUUCUUCGCCCGCAUCGGAUUCUCGUCAGCUUGGAUGUUCAUCACCAACUUUACCCAUAGUCUUCCUUGGAACGAGUUCCUCGCGCAGGAUCCGGCCCGCACUUGGCCAGUGCUCCACAACGUAAUGGCGAUGGUUCUGGGUGGAAAGCACCGCUGGAACGAGAUGCUCUUCCACGACGUCCAUCAUGCCUUCCCCAAUGCCGUCGGAACGUUGAGCCAGCGUGGCCGCUUCCAUGGCUGGGAGAAAGUGCAUGAUGCUGCGGCGGAGGUGCUGCACCGUGGCCUGUGGAAGCCCAAUGGCGACGAGGAAACUCAAAUGCAGAAGACGCAGAAGAAGCGCUCCUUGAUGAUGAAGCAGGGCAAGUGA
Messenger RNA from Symbiodinium pilosum, 813 nucleotides. The record is from the annotation of a GenBank genome assembly. NCBI's taxonomy places the organism in Eukaryota, Dinophyceae, Suessiales, Symbiodiniaceae.